Molecule: messenger RNA, 1623 nt
Organism: Cyclocybe aegerita
Lineage: Eukaryota; Fungi; Basidiomycota; Agaricomycetes; Agaricales; Hemipholiotaceae
Source: the annotation of a GenBank genome assembly
AUGUCGCGUCAUCAGCCAUGUUCACGAGCCAAACAUCGAGCCAGGCCACUCCCAGAUGAGCGUCCACGGCAGAGUGUUGCGAAUCUCAUUGGCCGAUUUGAGACCCAGACAAAGCGCCUUUCCCUGUCCGCGAGCUCACCUUCGCGCAGUUCCAGCGUCGUGUCCCACAUUACUGGGGAUUCCGCCCGUGAAGAGAUCAAAGAGAAGCGGGAAUGGCCCCCUAAAUCCGUGACCAAUGUCGAGAAGCAACCCCUGCCUAUCGUCCCUCCUCUCUCCUCACGCAUCCCAGCUGCCCUCAGUACCCAAAUCAGCGAUCAAACCAGGAACGUGCCCGACGAACCUGAAGUCCCCCUCACAGCGAAGGCAUUGAACGCGUCACUGCGGCAGGUGCAGCAAGAGCCAAAUACAUUUCUCGAGAACUGGAGGAAGGACUUGCCAUCGUCGACCACUGAAAUGGAACCCGCAGGGGCAGCCCCUGCAGCAUCCGACUCCGAGAAACCGUCGAGUGUCGCAACACCUACAACAGCAUCUGUCCAGAAGUUCGUUUCGCCUGCAACUCCGCGUACACCGGCUGCUAAGACACCUACAACGAAAUCUGCUGCUAGUAAGACGUCGGCGCCUGCUUCCUCGAGGGCGCCCCCCCCUGCAGCUUCCAAGACGCCUGCGAAACCAGCUAUUAAGCCAUCAGCUCCGAAACUAUCGUCGUCUGUAUCGACACCUCAGCCCUUAAAGCCACAGCACACGGGGCAUUCCAUGGCUUCUACCACAACGGCCAGGAAGACAGUACCCAAGACGCCUAUCACACCCAGAGCCAAGACUCCAGCGCAGGCAGUCUCGCGUUCCAAAACCCCAACCUCUGUUACUCGUCCAAAGACACCUUCGUCCGGAUUAUUUGCACCUACGGCUGCAUCCCUUGCCCGUUCCCGCAAUGCGCCCGUUCCAGUAUCGACCCCGGUGAAAAAGACGACCUUAAGCAGCGGUGCGAUGGAUCGUUUGAGCAAACCGACUGCCGCCUCGUUGUCGAAGAGGGCCACACCUGUUACGCCUGCCUCCUCUUCCCGCCCUGCUGCUGCAAGCCCCAGAGCAAGUGUUAUAAAGCCAAGGGUUUCCUCAACAGGUUCUAAGGCAAAGAAGGACUCUUUUGUUCCAAAAGCUGCCACGGGUGCUGCUGUCGCUGCAACCGUAGCCACUGUUGGAGCAGCCGUCGCUGUGUUGGACGAAGACGAGCAAGCAAAGGAAGCGAGUUAUGGGGAGAGCGUCGAGAAUGGGCACGGAGAAGAUGCAAUAACUGAAUCGGCAGGAUCAGUUCAGGAUGUCGCGGAAGAGGCCUAUGAAACUCAGCAAGAGGAAGAGGAGAGCUCGGUGGUUUCUCUAGGUCCUGAGGAUCCCCCCAUCGACGCCGCCAGUGUUUCUUCCGAAGAUAACGAAGCCACACCCCUCUCGCCUUCUCCGCCUCCCGCUGAAGAGGCAAUCGCAGAAGACGCUAAUCGAGAACCCGUUCAAGAACCCAAGGACGACCUUGAGGAUAUUGUCAACCUCCUUGAAUCAGUCUCUAUCAAGCCACCCGUCCCACCUGACAUGUCUGACGGCAUCCUCGAAAUACCUGAUGAGGAUGAGAAGUGA